CAAAAUUUCCAGCGUUUCGAUGUGGUGUUUUGUUUUCAUGUGAAUUAAACAGCCACGCGACUGUUAAAAUCCCUACAGAACAGCAAACGUUUCACGCGUUACCUUGCUGACAUGCAAAAAUACUGCAGAUCUGGCCUCUGACCACGUUUUCCUCGAAGUGCAUACCAAAUUGUUCUUUGGACUUCAGUUCGAGAUUGCGAAAAGAGCCAGCCAUAGCCUCGUUUUUGAUGGAUUUUUCUUGUGUGCUUUGUUCCCUGACUGCGCGACGCACACGCUGAUAUGAGUGUCGUUAUCACGGAAUCUAUUAUUGCGGUAAUUCAUAAUCAUGUCGAAUAUGGUGUUCGCUAACAGAUAGCGUCGAUAAGGGGGAUGAGCUUCCGUUGAUAAGUGUCACGGUGCUGCUGGUUCCUGUAGCUGGAUGUUCUUAUCGUUCUGGCAGUGGUUAACGCAGACAUAAUCAAUUGAUUAUGUUUUCUCUGGCAUACUAUCGUAAUACGAGAUGUGGGAACCCGUAUCCGACAACAAUGCGCCCGGGCCUUCCAGUCCUCCGGAGGAAGCUGCCUUUGCCAGUGUUCCCCAGAAGACGUACACUGAAGUGGACUAUAUUAACUUCCGCAGUGCGGAACACGACGGACGGUACAAUGAGCUGACAGAAUCCAUCCGAUCCAAUCCGGAGAGUGAUAUUGCCAGUCGCUACUCGGAUCGCCUGUCGAAGCGCUCGAUACUGUGCAUCCGCGUCAGCUUCCUGAACAUUCUCCUAAUGGGAUUUCGGUUUAUGUUCAAUAUCGGGGCAUAUACGACGGCAGGAAUGGCCCAGACGGUGGUGUUAAACAGUGUGAACGAUGAUUAUUUCCAAGGGACACCCACAUUGGGAUACGUUUUGUGGGCGGUUUGUUGUGGGACGCAGGCGCUCGCAUACUUGUUUGGACCAUGUGUGGUUGCCGUUAUUGGCCCGAAGACCGCGAUGGUGUCCGGAGCCGCUUGUGUGUCCCUCUACAUCGCGUGCUUUAUUCGACCUUUGACCAUUGCCCUAUAUAUUGGUGCAGCAUUAAUGGGAUUCGGUGUCGGGAUAAUAUGGGUCGUUCAACAGCAUUUUAUCACCAUUAAUUCCACUUCGAAGCGAGUAAUGAGAAAUACGGGAGUGUUUUGGGGAUUAUAUCAGUCGAGUUUAGUCACCGGAAAUAUGUUCUAUUUUAUUAUGGUACAUGGUGCUGAACAAAUCGACACUGAAACGCGUCUCAUUGUUUUCGGAACGCUGACGGGUAUUUCUGGAAUUGGAAUUGUGGUUUUCGCUCUUCUUGUUCACCCAUGGUGCGAAAAGGUUCGCCGACCGCCUCAUGAAUACCUUACGCUGAGUCAAAAUGGAGCAGAACCGGUUCCUCAUCGUUCUGCCAAAGAAGCGCUAGUGGCCACGCUCAAAGUUGCAAAGAACAGAGAUAUGCUCAUACUAAUGCCAAUUUUUUGUUAUAUUGGCGUAGAGGGGACAUUUUGGGUGAAUGUUUAUGGAACAUCACUCGGAUACACUGAGCGCUUCGGAACAUUGAGAGAAUCUCUCGUCGGUUUGACCGGUGUCUUUGCUGGUGCUGGAGAAAUAAUUGGUGGGCUACUUCUUGGUUUUCUGGGAAAAUGGAUGCACUACAAUGGGAAGGACGGGAUGCUUAUGUUCGCAAUGGUCGUACAUGUCGCCGCUUAUUACCUGACAUUCCUCAAUACGCCCAGUUCCGCGUCGCUGGGGAUGACCGAUGACGGUGCUUACGUAGACCCUGACCCUUACAUUGCCAUGGUCGUCGCAUUUCUUUUGGGUUUAGGUGAUGCAAUUUUCAACAGCCAGUGUAUGGCCUACUUGGGACAUGUUUAUCGGCACGACUGUGUUUCAGUGUUCGGAGUGUACCAGUUUUGGUGUGCCAUCGCCAACUGUAUUAGUUUUUUGUAUGCUACUAUCCUGACUAUUCCUUAUCAGCUGUUGAUACUGGUGAUCAAUGCUGUGAUGGCUGCUGCUGGGUUUUGUUAUGUGGAAUGGCAGGCUUAUCGAACACACCCCCCGGAAUAAUAAUGGGGAAUCCAUUUUUCAGAAUCUGUGAUAUUUUGUUCUUUUUGUAACUGUUUGUAUGCACUAUGCAUUUACGUGUGCCGAGAACGUUGUUUUAUUUUAUCCGAUAUUUGGACUUUUUAUACAAUGAUUUAAUUUUACUGUGAUAUGAACGGAAGAUUGUUAAAGUAGUUUACAGUAAAUUAUUAGUAAAAGCAUGACCCUGAA
Molecule: messenger RNA, 2257 nt
Organism: Paramacrobiotus metropolitanus
Lineage: Eukaryota; Metazoa; Tardigrada; Eutardigrada; Parachela; Macrobiotidae
Product: UNC93-like protein MFSD11
Exons: 14
Coding region: 500-2050 (516 amino acids)
Source: RefSeq, a predicted model, not a curated record